AUGGUGAUCUUGUCCGAAAAGUUAGUUCCCUAUUUUUUAGGUGUACAUCAUUUAACAAGGGAUGAAGCAAUUGAUCACAAUACGGCUUAUUCCACGGUGUUCUUUGGUCAAACGGUUCCAAUCAUUUGGGACGGCACAUACUUCUACAUAAAUAAAAGCAGCGAUCACUCAUUUCAAAGAGCAUCAUACUCUGGUCAGAAACAUCGACAUCUGCUAAAGUUCAUGUCAAUGUGUUUGCCCGAUGGUUAUUGUCUUGAUAUUCGAGGUCCAUUUUACGGAAAUAAAAAUGAUGCUAGUAUUUCUGAUUAUAUAGUUUCUACCAAAAAAGAACUCGAAGGAUGGUGCGAAAACGACGACGUGAUGAUUUGCGAUCGGGGUUUUAGAGAUGUGGUCGACGUUUUCAGUGAACUGGGCUAUGAACCCAAGAUGCCAGUCUACCUUAAAAAAGGUCAAAACCAACACACAACCAAGGAAGCUAACGAAUCGAGGCUAGUGACAAAAGUCAGAUGGGUCGUCGAAUCAUUUCAUGCAAGACUCAAAAAAUUCCGUUUACUUUCAGAACGCAUCGAUAAUCAACUAGUGCCGAAACUAGAACAAUGUGUUAGAAUUACCGCUGCUGCUUUGAGUAAAUACAGAGGCGCUAUAGUACAGAACAAAAAUAGUGAGGAAGAUAAAAAAAUGUUCCUCGUCAUGUAA
This is a messenger RNA of Didymodactylos carnosus, 696 nucleotides long. The record is from the annotation of a GenBank genome assembly. NCBI's taxonomy places the organism in Eukaryota, Metazoa, Rotifera, Eurotatoria, Philodinida, Philodinidae.